AUGACUUCUCUCACAAUCCUAGCGGCUGCAAUCGGCGCCGUCCAGCUGGCUGAAGCCAACUACCUGCUGCGAAGAGCCAUUCUCCAGAAGGCAUUACCUCCUUGUGCUGAUGAUGUGGAUCAAGUGGCUUGGAAGGGCCACAUCUACCGCACGCUCUAUGGUGCGAAAGUCGAAGGGGAAACUCCCACCAGUUGCGAAGAGACUUCGUAUCAGGAGAUGCCUGAGAACUACAGCAUUGCUCCAGACGAGGUUAGCAUCGUGUCCCAUGUCAUCGCUGCACACAAGUGGGGCAUCUACCGAGUUUGCCUCGAAACCGGGUGCUACGGGACGAAGCAUGCCAAGACUGGUGAAAUUGGGGAGCAGCUGAACAACGGCCAGUUUUGGGAGAUGGACGCUGGCAAGUACAAAGUUAAGGAAGCUUGCGCCGGAGAAAACUACCACCGACUUCUCUUGCGUCAACAAUGUCAGGUGACGCUUGAUGGCUUUAAGAAGUUCGCCUAUUCCACGGGCAUCGGAACCACUGCAUAUUCAGAGAUACCGCGAUUUGCCAAUGAAGGUUCGUAUUCAGAGAUUCUCCAAGCAGCAAAGGAUGCAUGCAAGACUGAUGCAGACUGCGCAGCUUUUGAGAUCAUGCGGGCCUUCAGUCUGGACAAAAAUCCUGAAUUCAGAGACUGGGGUCAAACCUGGGCGGACAAGAUCGAUGCUUCCGAUGGUGGGUGGCUCGUAUACAAGCUUCACAAGCGCGACGCCGGCUCAGACUUCAGCAUGCACGAUACAGAGGAGCUGGACUGGUAUGCGUCGAAUCGCGACGAGGACAUCUACAACUACCAGGCAACACCGCUGCGUUGCAGCUGGAAGACCAACUUCACCUGUGGUUUUGGUCCUCGUAUCAACAUCGCAGUGUCUACAACGGCAAACUCGAAGGAGGACUGCGAGGCUCACUGCCAGAGCAGCCAAGUCGCGGAGCCCGUCCGAGGAUGCUGCUCCUACUCGGAGGGUCAAUGCAAGUAUGGCGAGGGUGCUCAACUGGACUCCCCUGAACCUGGAACGAGCUCAGCGGACUGCUGGCCGGAGAUCGUACCAACAACGACAUCGACUACAACAACUACGACCACCACGACGACAACGACGACAACAACGGUGACGUCUACGACGACAACAACAACCACCGUGACAACGACAACAGUCACCACGACCAGUACCUCAACAACUACAAGCACGACCACCACCACCACAACAACCUCCACAUCGACCACCACAACAACGAGCACAAGCACAUCAACAACAACGACGACCACCACAACAACAAGCACAAGCACCACCACAAGCACAACGACUACGACCACCACAACUACAUCCACGACAACCACCACCACUACCACCACGACUACCACGACGACUACCCCCUGGAUAUCCGGCAUCUCGCCGUCCUGUAUUACGGUGAACAAGGUUACUGAAAUUACUUUCUAUGGAGGUGAUCCUGGUGACAAGGUGAGAUUCGAGGUGGACUGUGACUCCGUCUCUGAUGACAACUUCACAGUAUUGCAAGAUGGGCGAGAGGGAGCAACGGCCGAGUUCUCUCCCAACGAAAAGGGAGAUGGCUUUCUAUUGUGCUACAAGCGCGGCCACGAAGAAGUUCAUGGUGAACAUCACUUGACAUUGGAUGUGAAGGGUCCAACUGGUACUGGCCACAUCUCGUCGAUAAGUCCGACUUUGGUGAAGAAGUCCGAAGCGGCGGAAUUACAGCUGGAUGGUCCUGAGAAGACAGCGGGCAGAGUGUGCUUCGCCCCAAGCUGCGCAUUGUGUCCGCAGCUCUAUGAUGGCACAGAGUAUCCAACAGUGGAAAUUCCCGGCACAGUGAGCUUUGUGAAGGAGGCCAACAAGCUACACCUUGUGGCUCCUCAGAAUGACAGCAACGUCUACAAAGUUUGCUACCAAGAAGAAGAGAGCUGUGAGUGGGCCGAGCAAUCCGGUGGUCUCAAGAUCCGUUUUGAUCCACACAUCAAGGCCAUCGACCAAAGAUGCAUCGGAGCGAACAGGGAUGCCACCAUCAAAUUUGAAGGCGCCUGGCCGCGCGAUCGGGUCCAAUUUGCUCCCAGCUGCGAUAGUAUCACGGAGCCAAAGGAAGAAUUGCAUGGUGAGAACAAGCGAGCAAUGUGGUAUGCAGGUGAAGCUCUUGAUGGUCUCAAGCUGUGCUACAAGCCAGACACUUCAGAUGCAGUUUCGGGAUACCAGGCAAGUGUCCAGGAGCAGGAUGACAUCCUGCUCUACAUUAAAAAAGUCACGCUCCAAAAGAUCAUCACAUCGUUCAGUCCCAAAACUAUCAGAAGCAACACCGAGAAUACAAUCUAUGUCUGGGGCAAGUGGCAGAACUUCGAGGGAGAAGCCCAAGUUGGUGGAAAGGUAUGUUUCGCACAAGAGGUCACAGGCUGCACACCGUGUUACUCUGGCCUUCGAGAAGCUUUCGACAUUGAUGUUUCCGACGGACCGAUGCCCGGCCCGCUUGGAAAGAUUACCUACCGACCUGUUGCAUCCCAUGCUCGGAACGAGAUUCUUUGUUAUCAAGCUCCCGACAGUUGCCAAUGGGUGCGGCAAACUGACAAAGUUCUGCAGGUACUGACUGAGCCGGUACCGGCUGCAACCUCGCCUGCGACGGUAUCAUCGAUUUGGCCCACCUUGGCGACACUGAACGUUUUGACCUCUAUAACCUUCGCAGGGGCUGCUGCAGGUGACAAGGCAAUCUUCGUCAGCAAAGACACUACCUGCGACUCGGUAAGACCGGACAAAGAUGUUGGCUUUGGCGAGGCGCAUUUCUCCUUCUCUCAGCUGGGCGUUUUCCUGCUGUGUUACCGAUCAGCUGGUGCACAUGACUCCGUGCUUCAAAGCGGCUUCAACCUGACCGUGAAAACUCCAGGUGUCACGAAGAGCAUGAUCCGACCUUUCGAAGGCAGAGGGGGCAGUCUAGACUGCUCUACACUGCGUCUGGUGCCACACUGCUCGAUGGCGAAUGCCGGCUCGUGUCAAGCAUCCUACAUCAUCCACAGAGGAGUUGGUUUCAGAUGCAGAUGGAACGAGGAGAUAAAGCCUGCUGCGUGCGAUGUUGAGAAGAUCAAUACUGCUUCUGCCGACAUCUGUUCUGCCGCGAAGUGUCCUGGAAGUCCAUCGUUGUGCUGGUGA
Symbiodinium sp. CCMP2456 is the source of this 3177-nucleotide messenger RNA. NCBI's taxonomy places the organism in Eukaryota, Dinophyceae, Suessiales, Symbiodiniaceae. The record is from the annotation of a GenBank genome assembly.